Messenger RNA from Solanum lycopersicum (tomato), 1036 nucleotides. The record is from RefSeq and is a predicted model, not a curated record. NCBI's taxonomy places the organism in Eukaryota, Viridiplantae, Streptophyta, Magnoliopsida, Solanales, Solanaceae.
GAAGGUAUUUGACAAUCAUACAAUUAUUCAUUCCACUAUAGAUAAAUGAAAACACGACGUCGUACACAAAAUAUACUGCCUCAACCAAUGUGCAACAGACACACGUUAUAUUUAUCUGUCUCCUUUUUUACAAACACUACAAAAAAAUAAUUGAAUUACAUCCAGAAACUAAAAUAAAAAUAAAAUCACAGCAUCUAUAAAUAUCUCAUUUCCUAUCUUACGUUAGCCAAAAAGUUUCCAAAAAAAAAAACACACAUAUCUAGAGAGAGAAUUAUUCGAAAACAAGAAAAAAAAUGCUUCUCUUCUUAAAAUCAAUAAGUUCCAGAUCUUUUAAUCAUCAAGAUUUUAAGAACAAUAAUAGCAGCUGCAAGGAAUUAACAACAACAUCGUCGUCGUCGUUAUCGUCAUCGUCAUCGUGUAUAUCGUUAACAGUAUGGAGAAAAUCACUUAUAUUUAGCUGUAAAGGAUUUACAGUUAUUGGGUCCGAUGGAAAUUUAGUGUAUAGAGUUGAUAAUUAUUCUGGUAGACGUGACCAAACUAUUUUAAUGGAUGCUUCUGGAAAACCUAUUCUCACUAUAUGUCGCCAUAAGAAACUAAGGAUAGUAGACAAUAAUUGGUUCAUAUAUGAAGGAGAAGUACUUGGAGAUCAUGAUUACAAGGCAUCAUCAUUAAGAAAGAAGCCUAUAUUUUGUGUAAAGAAACAAAUGAAGAUUUUACAUAGUAAUAUUAAUGUACUUGCCCAUGUUUAUUAUCAUGGAACAUCAUCAAACAAGACAUAUUCUUAUAUUAUUGAAGGGUCAUAUGCAAACAGAACAUGUAAAGUGUUGGAUGCAAAAUCAAGAAAUGUUGUGGCAGAAAUUAGGAAGAAACAAGCAGUAAUUGGUGGUGUUACUUUUGGAUUAGAAGUUUUUGCAUUAAUUGUAAUGCCAGGAUUUGAUUCUGGAUUUGCCAUGGCUAUGGUGGUGUUGUUAGACCAAAUGUUCUCCUAAUUUAUAAGUUGUUUCAAUAUAUGUUAGUUAAUUUUAUGUAGCGAUCA